ACCUCCUUCAUAUUCAUUUCGAGUGGAAGAACCGCUGCUGUGAGCGCCAGAGAAAGUGCACGACGAACACGCGCAUUCGCGGCAGCUUCGGUGUGACUCGUAAAUCUCCGUUCGCCGCGAGACACCCGCGCGAGUUUCUUCCUAAAAACUUAGCAAACAGCAAAUACGUGGAAGUUUUCUAACGGUCCCUCUACGCACCUGGACAAAAAGCUUUUGUGUGGUUCGGCUAGUUUAAACGUGACUCCUUUUUUCUCGCUAUUUUUGCAAAAACGCGCGCUGCACGAGAGAAAUCUGGCUGAGAGGCUUGUUUUGAGCAACUUCAGCGUGGGACAUUUUCUCCGGAGAACGCUUGUUUUGGAGUAACGUUUUACAAACCUAAAUAACUCCCACAAGAAGUGCAAAACAACGCAGUGCUCACAAUAACAUCCAGAGGUAGCUCUAUGCUUGCAUUGGUGAUGGGCCAGUGCUGCCCACAGCUGAGUGAAUGAGCUGACUCGGCCCACCCUCCUCGCCCAGCUGCCCAUCUCUCAGGAUGAUGAAGUCAUGGCAUUUGCUUCUCCUGUGGGUUAUUCUAGCUCAGCUCCCCUUGGCCCACUCACGUCCCGCAGUAACCGAACAAGGUCACGCAACAGCGUCUUCCGAGGAUGAGGACGACGAUGAGUCAUCGUCAGAAGAGAACAAGCCGUCAAGUAGCCAGGAGCUCUUACCAAUGGCACCUCAUUGGGCCCAACCUGAAAAGAUGGAAAAAAAGCUUCAUGCCGUACCAGCCAGCAAAACGGUGAAAUUCCGAUGUCAGGCCGAGGGAAAUCCGAUGCCGAAACUACGCUGGCUUAAGAAUGGAAAAGAGUUCAAAAGAGACCAGCGCAUCGGGGGAUACAAGCUGCGGGAACACAUGUGGACAAUAAUCAUGGAGUCCGUGGUGCCCUCAGACAAGGGCAACUACACGUGCCUGGUGGAGAACGAAUAUGGAAGCAUUAAUCACACCUAUCAGCUGGACGUAGUGGAGCGAUCGCCUCACAGGCCUAUCCUGUACGCUGGUCUCCCUGCAAAUCGAACAGCUGUGGUCGGCAGUGACGUAGAGUUUGUUUGCAAGGUCUUCAGCGAUCCCCAGCCUCACAUUCAGUGGCUCAAACACAUACAUGUGAACGGAAGCAAACUGGGACCUGAUGGACUCCCCUACGUACGCAUCCUAAAGACGGCAGGCCUAAACACCACCGACAAGGAGAUGGAGGUGCUCCAGUUGAGGAAUGUGUCCUUUGAGGAUGCUGGGGAGUAUACUUGCUUGGCGGGCAAUUCAAUUGGGAUCUCCCAUCAUUCAGCUUGGUUGACCGUUGUCAAAGCCCCAACCACUCCCUCUGCAGUCCCCAGUCAGUCCUACCUGGAGGUGCUGAUCUACUGCGUUGGAUUCUUCCUCAUCUUCCUCAUGGUAGGAAUCGCCACCAUCGUCAAAGUCCACAGCUCCUCCAAGAAGAGCGACUUCAGCAGCCAGCUGGCCGUCCAUAAGCUGGCCAAAAGCAUUCCUCUCCGCAGACAGGUGUCUGUGGAAUCCAGUUCCUCUCUGAACUCUGGUGUGAUGUUGGUCCGACCUUCACGGCUCUCCUCCAGCGGGACGCCCAUGCUGUCAGGGGUGUCUGAGUACGAGCUGCCCCAGGACCCAUGCUGGGAGGUGCCCCGAGAGAGGCUGGUACUUGGGAAACCUCUGGGUGAGGGCUGCUUUGGUCAGGUGGUGAUGGGCGAAGCCAUCGGACUGGACAAAGACAAGCCCAACCGCAUAACUAAAGUUGCUGUGAAAAUGCUGAAAUCUGAUGCCACUGAGAAGGAUCUGUCUGACCUCAUCUCAGAGAUGGAGAUGAUGAAGAUGAUCGGAAAACACAAGAACAUCAUCAACCUGCUCGGAGCUUGUACCCAGGAUGGCCCUCUGUAUGUCAUCGUGGAAUACGCCUCUAAAGGAAACCUGCGGGAAUAUCUGCGUGCCCGCCGGCCACAUGGCAUGGAGUACUGUUACAAUCCUGACCAGGUGCCUGUGGAGAGCAUGUGCAUUAAAGACUUGGUCUCCUGUGCCUACCAGGUGGCUCGUGGCAUGGAGUACCUGGCAUCCAAAAAGUGUAUCCACAGAGACUUGGCAGCACGCAAUGUACUUGUUACAGAGGACAAUGUAAUGAAGAUAGCAGACUUCGGUUUGGCCCGGGAUGUUCAUCACAUAGAUUACUACAAGAAGACUACAAAUGGCCGGCUGCCUGUCAAAUGGAUGGCACCUGAGGCUUUAUUUGACAGGAUUUACACUCAUCAAAGUGACGUGUGGUCUUUCGGUGUUCUUCUGUGGGAGAUAUUCACUCUGGGGGGCUCGCCGUAUCCAGGAGUGCCUGUGGAAGAGCUCUUCAAGCUACUGCGAGAAGGUCAUCGCAUGGACAGACCCUCAGCCUGCACUCAGGAGAUAUACCUGAUGAUGAAAGACUGCUGGCAUGCAGUUCCCACACAGAGGCCAACUUUUAAACAGCUGGUAGAAGACCUUGAUCGCACUCUGUCCAUGAUAUCCAAUCAGGAGUAUCUGGACCUCUCCGUUCCCCUGGAGCCCAUGUACUCUCAGGUCAUCCUGAAUGAACGGAGUUCCACCUGCUCCUCCGAGCCGGACUCAGUCUUUUUAAGAGAGUCUGGACCCGAAGAACCCUGCAUCCCUCCGACAGUCUCCCCACAACAAAACAUACGAUCCUUCAAAAAACGCUGACAGUAGAGAACACCUGCACCUCUAUGUUCACAGAGGAUCUCUCUGCAUCUUUCUGCUUCCUCUGACUCGUAAACUCUGCAGGCUCGGAGACUGAGGUCAGCCUGGGCUUUUCUAGCACAGAAACGCAAGCGGGAGGAAACGUUUCAUACCAGCAGACUCAAAAACAAGACUGAUCACAACAGAGAGUCUCACGUGGGGAACUAUCACACUUUCUGUCCAUCGACUGAUCUCCAGAUGUGCGAAAAGUAUCACAGAAGAAUAAAAAUGUUGUUGACGCCAGCAAAGUCAAUGGGGUGGAGAAAUAAUUAUGAAAAAAAAGUGUUACCCAGUAGAGUAUGUUGGCUUUGUAAAUGUGGUUAGACUGUACAAAUAUGAAAUUAUAUAAACACAAUGGUUUUAUAUUACAAUUAUAAUAAUUAUUAUUUUUGUAUGAGUUUGUUUAUUCCUUUUUUGGUUCAAGAACAUGAUCCGCAGCACAGUGUUCUAACCAGUCACAACCGGAAUAUCUGUUUGUUUGACCAAUGGCAGAUGCAGUAAUUAUUCAGGAAACCUGUUUGAAAACAGUUGUGCAGAAAUUACACACUUCACCUUUAAAUGUCAAAUAUGAUCUGGCUGGUUGUGAUUGUGUUACAUUUUCUCUUUCACUGUGGAAAAAUGAAUAACUUAUGGUUAAAAAUGUCCUUCUCGUGCCUGUACGGUGUCACAGAUUUAUGGAAGAGUUUCUAUAUGUUAAAAUAAGCUAGAAAUGAAAUAUUACUCAUUGCUUGCUGUUCCGAUCAUAAGGUGCGGUUACCUUUUGUUUGGUGUCCUGGAAGACUAAAUUCAAGUUUGAAUGAAUGUUUAGUAACUAUUAAUAUGAAACGGCUGUUUAGCAUUAGCAUGGUGGUUGAUAAUCUGUAAAAUGCACCAGUUUCAGAGCAUUGCAUGUCUGUAGCUUCUUCAUAAUUUGAAGCUACACUCUCAAAUGACAGGGUUUAUAUGACAGGAUUGUUGUGAGGAACAGUGUGCAGUUUGUUCUCAAAUAGUUUUGAUGUGUUCGUGAUUGUUUAUGGUACGUCCUGAUGUGAAUUUCGAGGCAGUGGCCUUGCACUUAUAUUCAGGCUUUCAAUAAGCUGACUGAUACUGCCUUUCCUGUGGGAAUAUAAAUAAAAAAUGUUAUACAUAAAAUAUG
Messenger RNA from Carassius auratus (goldfish), 3896 nucleotides. Its product is annotated as fibroblast growth factor receptor 1-A-like. Gene Ontology annotation, biological process: positive regulation of cell population proliferation; fibroblast growth factor receptor signaling pathway; positive regulation of cell differentiation. The record is from RefSeq and is a predicted model, not a curated record. The coding region runs from base 533 to 2725 and encodes 730 amino acids. Gene Ontology annotation, molecular function: ATP binding; fibroblast growth factor receptor activity; fibroblast growth factor binding. NCBI's taxonomy places the organism in Eukaryota, Metazoa, Chordata, Actinopteri, Cypriniformes, Cyprinidae. The transcript is spliced from 17 exons. Gene Ontology annotation, cellular component: plasma membrane; signaling receptor complex.